This is a messenger RNA of Paramuricea clavata, 16435 nucleotides long. NCBI's taxonomy places the organism in Eukaryota, Metazoa, Cnidaria, Anthozoa, Malacalcyonacea, Plexauridae. The record is from the annotation of a GenBank genome assembly.
AAUGCAGGGUUAUUUAUGGAUAAUUUGGGUCAAAUUGGCAGGAGCCUUAUAGAUAAUUGGGGGAAAACUAGGGUCAAAUUGGCAGGAGCCUUAUGGAUAAUUGGGGGAAAACUAGGCAGCUCAUUAAUACUACCCUACUAGCAGCCCUACUAGCGUGGAAUGUUAAAGCUGAAACUUGAGAAAAAAGUAAAUUCACAAUAAUUUACUAAAAUGUGGAAGUUUUUUUAAAAAAACUGACGGAAAUAACUCUCUUCAUUGGCAUUGCCACAAUCGUGAACGAGGUGAGUUGUAAAAAACGAUAACUCUCUAACAUCUUUAUAUGACACUAUACAAGACUAUACGUCUAUAGUACGACACUAUACCACGCUAUACGACACUACUAGACAACACCAUACGACACUAUACAAUACUAUACCACGCUAUACGGCACUAUAAAACAGUAUACAAGACUAUACGACACUAUAAAAACUAUACGACACUGUACAACACUAUACCACGCUAUACAUUACUAUACAAGACUAUGCAACACUAUACGACACUAUACAACACUACCACACUACACAACAUGGUAAAGUGUCGUAUAGUAUUGUACAGGGUGAGUAAAAAAAACUGAUACCUUCGCGGCUAAUUUGAAUAACAAAGGUGUCAGUUUUUUUUACUCACCCUGACCCAGUAUAGUGUUAAUUGUAUAGUGUUAAUUGUAAGUGUGUAUAGUCUUGCCAUGUCAUGUAUAGUCAUAUAUAGUGUGGUAUAGUGUUGUAUAGUGUGGUAUAGUGUCGUAUAGUCUUGUAUAGUGUCGUAUACUGUUGUAUAGUGUCGUAUAGUCUUGUAUAGUGUCGUAUAUGUUGUAUAGUGUUGUAUAGCUAUGACCCAGUUGACUUUGCAGUACACUAUAGUAUCCAUUACAUGACGUUUACUAUAUUGGUGCGCGAACUUGUUUAAUUAAAUUAAGUGCUUUGAUUCAUUAAAGUGCCUAUGACACGAAUUUUCACCCCGAAUGUUUAUGGUUGCAUUGUAAAGAUCGCUUAAAAUGACUUAAUAAUUUCUUUUAUAAAAUUUUGGUAACUUGCUUCCGUUGCAAGAUAUUCAACUUUGUUUCAUAUGCAAAUAUCACCGGUGUGACAUCACAUCACAUAAUGAGUUUUCAGAAAAGUAUAGUUUUCUUGACGAAUACGUAUCUAAAGAACUUAAAAAUUGCCCUUGUAUAUGUAUUAAUUUCAUAACUGGUAAUUAACCCUCUGUAAUUGUUUGUAAAAAUAUUUUAUCAAGGUAAAAUAUUGCGUUUUCAAAAUGUCAUUAUGCAAUGUGAUGUCACACCGGUGAUAUUUGCAUAUGAAAUAAAGUUGAAUGUCUUGCAAAGGAAGCAAGUUACCAAAAUUCUAUAAAAGAAUUUAUUAAGUCAUUUUAAGUGAUCUUUACAAUGCAAUCAUAAACAUUUGGGGUGAAAUUUCGUGUCAUAGGCACUUUAAUUUACCACUUUAAAACCUCUCGCCCGCAAUUUGGACAGUAAUUGUAACCUUUUUCAAGAGCAUUUCCACAACAAUGACAAAAUGUAGUCGCGACCAUGAACUUUCGCCAUUCAUAUUUAAUAUUGAAAGCAUGCUCGACCAAGACAUAGGAGACCAAGACGAUCAGUUGACAGAUACUCUCUAAAAUCGGGAUUUAGGCCUUCCAUUUCCGGUAGUCGGGUUGUUAAAAAAUAUUUGUGUUCGCUUAAUUAAUAAACGUGUUCGCUUAAUAAAUGUGUUCGCUUAAAUAAACGUGUUCGCUUAAUAAACGUGUUCGCUUAAUAAGUAUGUUCGCUGAAUAAACGUGUUCGCUUAAUAGACGUUCGCUUAAUAAAUGUGUUCGUUUAAUAAAUAUGUUCGCUUAAUAAACGUGUUCGCUUAAUAACUGUGUUCGCUUAAUAAAUGUGUUCGCUUAAUAAACGUGUUCGCUUAAUUGUUUGCUUAAUAAAUGUGUUCUAUCUAUAUUUUUGUGUUUCAUCUAAAUAUUUGUGUUGCCCUUGUCGGCCACCGUAGCGUUGCGUGCGGCGAAGUCAGUGAAACGUGAUACGGUUCAAUUUGUUUUUGGAACAAGAUCCAACUUUUCCCCCCAAUUUUUAAUUCUCAAAUUGUUUAUUAGAUGUUUACUGGUUGGGGUUAGAGGAGGGCAUUGGGUUGGGAUCAGUUUAUCUUAUAAAUGGAAGCAAAUUGGCGUAUUUUUUAGAAGACUCGUCUAUGUCUACGAACUUUUUAGCACCUGAAACUAGCCAUACUAGAAAAUACAUGCAUGCAGAAACCCUCGCCUUGCUGACAAAACCGUUGUAUUUUCCGAACAUGAAGUAUCUAAAGUAGUUGUCAUGGUAACACAAUAAUUUUUUAAGAAUAUUCUUACAAAUGAAAAUCGCCUAAAAAUAUCACUUUUAAUUACAAAAUUAUCAAUUUCCCAACAUAUAUAUGUUAGGUAUGUAAUUAUACGUAAUACAAGCUUCAAUUUAAGGUAAAAUUCAACCACAAACAAUUCACAAAACGUUUUAAAGUGUUCUUUAUAAAACUAAACUGCCUUUUAAUAACUAUUAAAUGGCUUUAUCGAUAAACUUUGAGUUUGCAAUAAAAUGAUUUCAAAUUCUCGCUUGCAAAUAACUUUGCUUUAUUUCUUAUUUAAAAAAUUCAAUAUAAUAAAAGAGGGAAUCAAUAUUAAAGAUACACUGAAAUUAUAUGCUGUCUUGUUUAGUUGUUCAUAUACGCAAAGGCCGUCGGGUUUUAAAGCCAUUAUAAAAUCAAUAUUUAAAACAAACUUACCUUCGUUAACGUCGGCUCCCUUCUUUUAGCUGAUUCUUUCGCCCUUUCUUUCUUGAAAUUUACAAAAUCUUGCAGAAAUACGAGCAAAAAUGAAGAAUAUUUGCAAGAAAUUUAUCAAUCAUCAAUCAUCAAAUCAAGAAAUGUAAUGUUUGCUAUUUCGCUGUCGUCAUGCAGUCGUUAUAAUGCAAACUUUAAAUUGGACCAAUCAGUGUCCGUUUUUCAUGACAGUCCGCCAUAUUUUUGAGAUCAGUGAGGAUGACCACCCAUCGUUGGUGACCGACGCCCGCGCUCAUUGAUGAACUUUAGACUUCGCUAAUGCCGGGGGGAAUUAGUACCCUCGCACGGCGCUUCGCGCCGCCGGCUCGGGGAUAAUGGCAUAUCAAGGACUAUAUAAUUUCUAUCUAUUCAGUUGGCCCAUCAUUAUUUACGGUUGAUAGUGGAUGAUCAUAGUUACAGUGGGCCUGGCUUGUCAGGUUGAGUUGCCCGUAGCCGGAGGGUACGCCUGAGCCGGCGUCUUGGCAUAUUAUGGUUGAUAAUUGCUGAUCAUGAUUGUAUUUAUUGGUUGUAUUUAUAUGGUCCAGACCUACUGUAUCCAUAUCUAUUUCUCUACUACACAUUACCCCCUACCACGAAAGUUGCCAUUUUCAGGCCAGUGUGAACGCUUGAGCAGGCGUCUUGUUUAUCACUAUUUCUAUACUUGGUUAUCACUAUUACACUAACACAAAAGAUCGUCCAUGUAUAAGCCCCCCCCCCCGUAAGCCCCAAAAUCGCUUACGAAAGAAUAUAAGGCCAGGGACCGAUUGUAUAAAACUCUUAAUCACUUUUUUCACCCCAGGGAUCUAACUUGGGUCCUCUGCUAUUCCUUCUUUAUAUUAACGACUUGCCAAAUUGUUUAAAAUAUACUAAAGCAAAUAUGUUUGCCGACGACACAAAUCUAACCACUGCAAGCUUAAAUAAAGAAGAACUACAACGCCAACGGCGAUUAAAUUUCGACCUAGAGCUUAUGCACAACUGGUUGUUGGCCAAUAAAUUGACAUUAAAUAAAGAUAAAACAGAAUAUAUGCUAAUUGGUUUACACCAGAGAUUAUCGACUGUUGAAACUGACCCGAUCUUAGAAUUUGGGGAUACAAAAAUUAAGAGGGUUAAUCACGCAAAAUCAUUGGGCAUAAUUAUUGAUGAGCAACUACUUUGGAAUAAUCAAAUUGAAGCUAUUUCAGGCAAAGUAUCAAAAGGUAUAGGUAUGCUACGACGAAUAAAGAACUGUGUCCCCAAAACAACUUUGAUUAAGGUGUACAAUGCAUUAGUAUUACCAUAUUUUGACUAUUGCAGCCUUGUAUGGAGCAACUGUAGUGAUCAGGGGCCGGUUGUACGAAAGGUGGAUAAAUCGCUAUCCGGUGGAUAAGUCCCUAUCCAGCGGAUAAAUUUUAUCCGGAGUGAAAAUCGCGUUGUACGAAGCAUGGAUAGCGCUAUCCAACGGAUAAAAUGCACUAUCCGUUCGAUAAAUUUAUCCGAGGUCCGGAGGUAGUUUAAAUCCACUAUCCGGCGGAUAAACUCGAAGUUUGAAGACAAAACAAUGUGUAUUUCAUUUAAAAAGGAUUGCUAUUGUGAUAGAAAUGGACAAAUACCGUUUAGAAGUCCCUUUUUUGACACUAAAUAAACAUGGAAACUUACUUAUGACUUCUCUUGCUCUUGACGUACCGAGCUCACUUUGAGUCAACACCGCGGAAAAACGUCUGCGCAUGCACCAAAUUAUGAAAAUAUGGCGGGGAAUUUGAAUAUCAAUUUCUAAAACAAAAAAAUGCUUAUUAAUUGGUCAAAAAUUAGUAAAACAAACGAGAAAAUAAAGCAAAUGGGUAGACUAGACAUUAAUUGAAAGCGCCCUGGCGUUUAAAGUAUGGAAUGAAAUAGAAUUCAUGUAAAAAAUUGUUGAUUUUAACGGACACGACUUCGAAAAUUUUUGCAAAAUUAUUCAAAACAAAAAUUCAAACUCAAAAGUUAAGAAAACUCUUAAGAAGUUAAGCUUCUUAACCCACUCAAAUUGUAGAAUAAAUCCUAAAGUUUAAUUAUUGUGAACACGCAAAUUUUUUUAUAUUUGGCGACACAGUUUUUUUUAAAGAAAUGUAUCUCAAACGAAAAUUCGGAAAUUCUCAUUGCUUAUGUAUCGAUCAAUUCGAAACUUCACCAUCCCCCCCCCGGGCAUACCCCGGGAAUUUGACUUCAAGUCUUCUCCAGGGAGUAGGGAAUUUGACGUUCUAAGUCUUCCAUGUGGUGGGGCAUUUGAUAACGGGGUGGGGAAUUUGAACCGGAAGUCUUAAAAUGUUGCCCGUUUUCGCGUGCUUCCUGCAUGCACAGAAAAUACUUCGUAAUGGCGGCAAAUACAGUUUUCUCAGAUUUCGAGGGAAACGGCCUCAAUUUUGUGAAAAAACUGGCUCAAAGAAACGGGCAUGGAAAAUCUAUGUGUUUUAUUUGAAGGUAUGUACUACAUAACGUGUAAAACUGUUAAAUUUCCACAAGGUAUCCAAACUGUUUACGCGAAUUUCGCUAUCUUGUCGAAAACAUUUCCGUAUAUUUUGUACUUUUUGUAUUUACUGUUUCAUAAUUUUCAUAUGAAGGUGGGGCAUUUGAAUGCUUAAUUUCUUGUUACAGUGGGGCAUUUGAAGACAUUUUUUGCACAGAGGGUGGAGAAUUUGAUCAGUCAAAUUUCAAAAAGUUCAAAUUCCCGGGGUCGGCCCGGGGGGGGGGGAUGGCGAAGUUUCGAAUUGAUCGAUACAUUAGUUGAUAAACAAAAUGUUUCAGACGAUAAAUUUGUCAACAAUCACCUUUAGUUCAUGUUCUUGUACAAUACAAUUUCUUGAACCUUCUGGCUGUAUUUAUUUCUAGUUUUUAGAAUGACAUGUUUAUUUUUGCGCUUGAAAUCUGGCUGUAAAGACGCACAAUGAAGUCACUCCUUUUUACCGCCAUUUUGAGCCUUCGGAAACGUUCGGAACAGCUUCUCAUCAAGUUCGCAAUAUUGCGAACUAUACUAUUACAGGUCAGCAUGCGCAGACGUUUUUCCGCGGUGUUCUUUGAGUCACUUGCCCAUUAAAUAAUGCCAUGACUUUGCCAUAUUUUAUGCAGACCUGUGUCAGUGCUUAGACGUUACAUUUUCUGGCUUUUUUCCUUCUUUUUUCCUGUUAUAUAGCUCGAAAACAGGCAAUAAAACUUUCAUUAAAUGAGUUCCCUUCAACGCCAAACAAAUAUAGCUGCAUAUAAAUAGACAACAAGGCACCGAAAGUCGAAAAAAUUUGUUCGCUGGCCUUGAUCAGCCAAUCAAAUCUUGCGAGAAAAUGUUCUUAAAAUUGUUUUGAAUGACGUGAAAGGUCAAAGAACGAAUAUUCGGACAGUAUAUAAAAUAAAACUGAAUCAACGUACUGAAACAAGAAAACAAAACUCGCAGUCUUUGCUAUUGCCUUCGCAUAUAAAAGAAGCCAAAAAUAUUUUAAAGAAAUAUCGUUAAGUAGAUAGCAAACUCUUCACUGUGGGAAAACGAAGUAUUGCAACGAUUGGACGAGAAAAACUCCAAAAUAUAAACAUGAACAAAAACCUUUAUUGCAAGUUGAUAGUUCAAAGGUUAGUGGAAUUCACAAGUUAUACGAAGAUACUACAACAAAAGUUUACAAAUACCUAGCAACAGCUGGCGUAGAGAUAAGAAAUUUCAGGAAAAUCCGGUUUUCUCCGGUUAAAAUUAAGGUUAUCCGACGGAUAGCUAUCCACCCUGCUAUCCGUGCUUCGUACAACGCAUUUUUAUUCGGCAGAUAGCUAUCCAUUGGAUAGAAGAUUUAUCCAUUGGAUAGGACUUAUCCAAUGGAUAACUUAUCCACCUUUCGUACAACCAGCCCCUGAUCAGUAAGUUGCAGAAAAUGCAAAACAGGGCAGCAAGGGUCAUAACUGGCAGAUCAUACGAGACACCUUCAAAUGAAGUUUUGAGGGAACUGGAUUGGAAACCCUUAAUUGAUCAUUGGGAAAAAAUAGUUUAGUAUUCAUGUACAAAGCGAAGAGAAAUGAAUUACCAGAGAAUUUGAUGAACCUGUUUGAAAUUAAAAAUAACAAUUAUAAUUUACGUAGCAACGGAAAUGAGUUUACUCUACAAAAGCCUAAAACAAAUUUUAUGAAAAAAAGCAUUAGCUAUAAUGGUGCUAAAACAUGGAAUAAUUUACCGAGAUGUGUAAAAACAAGUGAUGCCACAAUUAGGCAAUUUAAGGCUGCGCUUGAUCGUAUUAAACAUUAAAUGUAAAUGUAACUAAGUCCAGUCAGUUUUGCAUGGUUUUAUAUCUUUUAUAACUAGUAAUAGGUGUUUAGUUAACGUGUGAUAUCUUUAUAACUUUAACAUUAUGUAAUUAUUAUGUAUUGCUUCCAUUUGUUAAUAUAGAUUAGUAUAGUGUGAACGGCUCCUUGGAAAUCAAUAACCUAGGUGUGUUGAAGGAUAACCGUUGUAAAAUAAGAUUUUUAAUAAUAAUAAUAAUAAUUUUGUAGUUAAAUAGUAAUUAACUCUCAAAUACGCGCUUCUUAUUGGAUGACGUUUCCACUAACUAUAUUUAACUUUAAUCACUUUUUUUAUACAACCGACCCCAGGGCUUAUAGUCGGAGGUUUACGGUACUUAUAUUAAUUAAUACACUGAAAAGCCCCAAUGGGGAGUGAGCUGAAUAAUAAUGUAAUGUAAUCCCCAACCUCGUUCCCAGGCUCUUUGAUAAUUUGAGAAUUUGGUCCAAUGUUUUGUUUCAGAUAUAUCUUAAAACAUUUUCAGGCUUUUCAACGAAUUCGUCAAUUUCAACAUUUUCCCACACGACUUGUAUUUGAAGAAUUUUGUCAAUUUCUCUUAGACUUAGUUUAUGAGAUACUAACGGGGUAUCUUAAUUUUUGUUGACUUAUAGAAAUCAUUAAAAGAAUAUGGCAAGAUGUCUGUUAUGGUCAGCAGUUCAGAACAGUGCCAGUUUUUACGGUUAUUACUGAAAUUAAUGAAUGCAAAGAAAGCUAUAGAAAUUGGUUUGUAUACUUUACAUACACUUUUAUAGUACAAAAUGAAAUGCUUUUGGGUGUGUGAGUGAGUUCGUCUGUAUAUCUUAUAGUUAAUCAGCGACGUGCAAUGAUGAUGUGCUUUAUUACCCUUACAAAUUGCAAGCGAAUUUAGAGUAAAAAAUUGUGUGAUAAAUGUUACUUCAAGUAUUUUUAGUCCGAUCUUUAAAAAAAAUACGUGCAUACAAUUAUAGCUUACAGUAUGGAUACAACAGUGAGCUCCAUAUAUAUCCUGGAGCGAGAACUUCAGACAUUUGGCCUAUGAGAAAAGUGAAGCCAAGAUGGCGAAAAUGACGUCCAAUUAGCCUUUUCCCAAAACAGAUCACAGUGCAUUCUGGAUCGUUUGGAGGGACAAAAUAUAUGGUCACAGGCCUCAAAUAUGUGAAAGAGUAGAAGUAAUGAAGUAUUUACUAUCAAAAUCAACUUUUCAGACUACUAAAAAUGAAAUAUCUCGUGGGAUUUGCGCGACUAGACCCAGGACUUUGGGAAAUGGCUAAUAGCUAUGAAGGUCGUAAAUAGUUUUAAUUCUAUUUUUCCCGCUAAAUUCCAUUUUUUUCUAAACGACCAUACCGUUAACCAAAUUAUCAAUUGGUAAAACCGUAAUGUUAUCCAUGUCAAUCUACGAAAUUUCAGCACACUCCUUGCGAAGAUGGCGAAAAUUGAAGGAGCUAUUGAACGUCAGUUGCAGUGCCUUUCUAUUGUUUUUGUCUGCGCGGUCAACAUGAGGCUGGCUUCACUUUUUAGAUUCGAGUUCUCGCUCCAGAUAUAUAUGGAGCUCACUGGGAUACAACGAGUUUGUAUGUUUAUUUACUUUGAAACAAAAUAUACGAAACGAUAAAUGAUAAUGGUGUUAUUCUGUAGCCCAAAUGCUUGAUCCUACAGGUUUACCAAGUGCUUGAAUCUACUGGUUUACACUGCAUGUCGAAGUAUCUGUGAUCACAGUAGGAAUUUUGCAAGAGAUGUUAGAAGGAUCAGACACACUGUUUACCUUUAACCAAUUUUUAGCUUGCCCCUUGUGUGGAUUAAUUAAGAUUAACAUUUCUAUAGCGAAAAUAUGCAUCUGGAUGUUAUCAAAUGCGCUUUACAUCAAGCAUUAUACAGUAGGUUUACCUGAUUACAUACGUACUUAGCCUUGACUAUUUUUAUCUUUACAACAAUUUUGAUAUUACUUUCUUAACUGUGUUUUUCCUAACCCCACUUGUCAACCUUCCCUGGGGGGUAUCAUCUUGUUGGAACAGUUGUCCAAGAUAUUUUUGGUGACACCACUGAAUAAUGAAACCGUCGAGUACUGCACAGGAUCCAGUAGCUUUGUCAUGCUAAUAAUAAUGUAAGUUACCAUAAUUGGGCAAUCUUGAAAUUGGGCAAUUUUGAUCUAGACAAAACUUUCAUCACAGCUUGAAAGAGCAUCACAAAAUUAGUAAUAUUCCAAAGUUUCGUUGCAAAAUGUUGUAAAAUGCGGAUAAUAUAGCCUUGCGAAGUUUGCCGUUUUUCAGUCAUUUUGUAUUACGCACCGGAAAUUGACAGCCCAAUCGGGUGUUGGGGCAUCAAUUUCCCGUUUGUAAUACAAAAUGACUGAAAAUUGCAAAUUUCGCAAGCCUAUAUUAUCCGCAUUUUACAACAUUUCGCAACGAAACUUUGGAAUAUUACUAAUUUUGUGAUGCUCUUUCAAGCUGUGAUGAAAGUUUUGUCUAGAUCAAAAUUUAGUCUAUAAUGCAAAUGGUCCAUUGUACUGCAGUACAAUUAAUGAUUUCUCCAAAACAAACAAAAUGGCGGAAAGAUAUUUAAACGCAAAUAAAAUUGUUCUAGAGGAAUUUAAAGCAAAAGAGCUAAAUAAAAAUACGAACAAAAGCACCAAAUGUUGGUUGAAAGUCUUGCAGGACUAGGCUUUGGCGAGAGAAUAUGAUUGUUGACAUUGAGAUUUAUCCAAUUUUGUCAUGCUAAUAAUAAACAAGUAAUCGUGGCGGCUCGCCCAAUUUUGGCAAAAUGUCCAAGCAUCACUCGUACUAUUAAUCCCUAAUUGUACUCGACAUCGCAUGGUUGCCUAUGUUACGUUAUGUUACGUAUUCAGUUUCAACACUCUCCUGUCCACCAGUAAGAUAUUCUGGUAUUAGACAGAGUAAAAUAAAAAAAUAACUAAGGCUCACCCAACUUAUUAAAUAGUUGGAAACACUCUGUGUUUCAGUUUAACGUAUCUUCAGUGUUAUUUUGCCUACGCCUAGAACCUGUAAUUAACAAUCACUCAAAAGUCACAGUUUGUUAGGCGAUAUUUAGAAAUAAGUGUUUGGAUGUUAAGGGCUAAAUCUCCAGAAAUUGAAAUUUAGUAAAAAAUCAAGGCAUUUCUGACGAAACUAUGACGUAGUAAUUUUGUGGCGAAUGACGAAAAUUGGAGAAAACCUGACGUUUCCCAAUAACUAAAAAAGAAAAAAAACCUGCCGCUAGGUUAGAAAAAGGGCGCACUCCGGAACAAUGCAGCCAAACGACUUGACAAGGGAACAGUUUGAUGAUCAAAAAAGGAAAAAUAAUCACAAACUGAUUAAUAAUUAAUCAGUAAAUUAGUCAAUCAUAUUGCUUUAUUUUGCUCACAUGAUAAUACUGGAUAACGGGUGAAGUAUGUUGAUCCUUGGACUGGAUCAAAUUAAUUCACCUCACUUUAGCUAGUAAUUUAUUCGUAGAAGAUGUCAUUUCAUAUUCUCCUGUUCGGACUGGACUACAUUUCAAGUCCUGGCAUUGCAAUCUAGUCCAGUCCUGACAGUCGGAUUUGAAAUAUUACGUCAAGGACAUUACGUCAAUGACAUACAGAAAUCCUCCUGCAGUACCUGAUAACCAUACGUCGUUUUAGGUGUGUUUACAGGUUAUAAUCUACUCAAUGUUGCUUUGACACUUCCCAAAGAUGGUAAAGUGAUUGGAUGUGAUAUUUCUUCAGAGUACUUUGAUGUUGGAAGACCAUUAAUAGAGGAGGUGUGACAAUUAAUGAUUGUGUAGGAUACUCGACAAUAAGCUUUGUGCCUUUUUUCUAAUAUAUAGUAUUGUAAGUUACAUAGUAAUUAGUGUCAAAAUUCAAUUUUUCUGCUUGCCGAUUGGUCAAAACCGUAUCACGUGCUUGUCCACAAAACGUUAUGUUCACUGCAUGCUUUGGCGAGGCGGCAACCGGUCCACAAUGAAACAAUUAUUGACCGGUCAACAAUAGAAUGGGUGCAGUGCGCAUGUGCGUCAACCGUGAUUUCCAAAGUUCAUUUUAUUAAACUUUUUUAUUAAACUUUUAUGGCGUUCCAUUUAUCUAGUUUUGGUUCACUCCAAUAACCGCUGAAUUGUUCAUACUUUCACACCUAUAUACUAUAUAACAAAACACUUAUUUACUGAGACCUCGGGAAAGCAGUGUGUUUUGUGGCCCUUCGGGUCCACAAAACACAUAGCCUGCGUAGCAGGCGUUUAGUACGGGCAGGAAAAGAGGAAACGCCUGCCCAAAUGGCUAUGACAAAUUUGUUUUCGCCCAUUAAGGAUGAUUGACGUUUUGUAAUUAGGACUUUCACCCAUUAUCCAAUCAUAGUCGAGAUUUAUAUUUAGCAUCAUGCAUGCUUUUUACUCGGCAACUAGGGAGAUUUGCAGAGAUUUUAUGUACUUUUUAAAACACGAGCAGCAGUGUUUUGUCAGAUAUAAAGAUGGUCUGAUAAAACACGCACUGCGAAUGUUUUAAAUUUCUUGAAAAACAAUCGAUCUAGUAUAAGUUCAUUGGCGAAAUAGCUUUCAAAAAAUUCGUUGUGUAUGUAGAGAAAAUCAAAUAUGUAAAUCAAGGGAAAUCUCAAUCACAUAUAAAGAUACACGUUUAUGAUUUUUCUUUGUGUUUUUUCCUCAUGAAUUAUUAAUUAGUUUUUGAAGCUAUUUUAUUAGACAACAGUCACAACACAGAGCUUUUAUCUUUUAAAAGGCUCCUGAAUUACCACGGUUGUUUAACGUAUUCUGCCGUAUAGCAAAUUAACUGCAAAUAACAGUUGAGCAUGUUUUGAAAUUUUAUUCUUAAAAUCAUCACCCAACCUCAUAGCUGCAAUGCCAAGUGAUAUAGCCUCAACUAUCUGGUCUUGAAUUAUACUUUAAAGUGAACAAAUAACAAGAAAACUAUAAGGAAUAUUCCAUUGCCGAUUUUCCGUAUUCCGUAGGAAGAAUCGCGAUAACCGGCGUCUUCACCACGUAGCAAAUUAAUAAUAGACUUUCUUCAUUCUGGUUUCAACUGAAUUUCGAAGCCUAAAUACUUGAAAUAUAAGAGUUAUAUAUAUAUAUAUAUAUAUAUAUAUAUAUAUAUAUAUAUAUAUAUAUAUAUAUAUAUAUAUAUAUAUAUAUAUAUAUAUAUAUAUAUAUAUAUAUAUAUAUAUAUAUAUAUAUAUAUAUAUAUAUAUAUAUAUAUUAUAUUAAUUUUAUAGUAUGCGAACCCCCAGGGAAAAUUUGAUUUCAUUACGAGUGCAUGCUGUUUAUCUUCACAUCCUUAUCGUGAGCAAUGUUUUCUGGUAGGAUGAGAUCACAACGGAUGGAAAGUAUUGAACUGAGCGUUUCUAUUUUCGAAACUGUAUUACAUAUAGUGUAUUUAUAAUAAUAUUCCUUAUGAAAUAUCUGCAAUUGAAAAAUGCCAUUGAUUAAUUGAAGGCAACUGUAAUUAUGAUAAUCAGAAAAUAGGACAAUACCAAUACCUAUUGACUGCAGUAGUGAUAAUUGUGCAGUUUUUUAGCAUCUCCAAGAACAAGGCGUAAGACUUGUGCAAAAGAAACCAAUUUAAAAAAAAAUGGAGCGGUCUUUAAACUAGGCAGCCCAUACUACCGGACCUCCAACCAUGGAAAAGACAAGAAAAGUCAAGACUGUUUUCUACUUUUCUCGAGGACAAUGUAAUAGAGCAUGAAGUGAUACUGUAUCAAAACUCAAAUUAGAGUUGGGCAAAUUAGAAACGCAAGUUAGGAAAAAAUGUACUGCAUAUUUAAUUUUUCAAUUAGCGAUCGUUUCAGCCAGUCGACAAAACCCUGAUUGUUCAGUUGCAUCUUUUUUUUGGCAACGCGUACCAACCAUGAAAAUUCAUUAUAUUUUACAAGCAAUUAAACUGUUUUUUAUACGACCUUUAAUUAUAAGUACUUCUCCUAUUACGAAAGGGCACUUUUUCCAAUCUUUAGAAUUGGGAAAUGGCACAUUGAAGAAAACUGGAGGGAUGUGCCCACUAUGUCCCCGCGGUCUCUACGCCACUACCUGAAAAAAUAUAUCGUGAAGAACAACUACUGUAUAUAAGACUACUAAGAGACAUGAAACAUAAAACAAUAUAAAAUUCUGUUUUUAGGCUGGAGUCAUGGACAAAAUCGAUUUACGAAUUCAACCAGCUGUGCAAACAUUAGGUUUGAUAAUUUUUUGUCAUUCUAAAAGUAUGCGCAGGGAUUUAAGCUGUUUAAACUGACAGUAUAAUUAAGACUACACUCGCCGAAGUCCAGCCUAAACCGAAGCGAAAUUGUUUGAAAACGUCACUUUUGCUUGAGCACGCUUUCUGAACAGAUCGAGAUGAAAACGGAACGCUUGGGCCGGCUUAGUGUGAACGUAGUCUAGCUGAGAGGAUUUCUUCAAUUUCAUCAAUCGAUUUAAAGUCUGGGAGCGUCGCUUUCAUGAAUUAUGAAGUAAUUAUCGAGUGUAUUUGAUACCUGAAAUAUUGAUGUACUGAAUGAAAGGAAAUGGUUUGUGUAAAAUUUAAAGUUUGCAUCACUUGCAAUGACAUAUUUAAUUUAUAUUGUAUUUGGUUAAUAACUCGUCAUAUUUUUGUUUUAACUCUGCAUGUUCACCAAAUCAUAGUUUAACUGAAGCUUAUUCAUUUUCCUAUAUUUUCAUCCGUUGUUUCACAAGGGUACUUGGACCACUGCUUAUCUUAGCGUACUACUGCGUAUAAAAUUCGAAAAACUCAGCGAUCCAGAUAUCGCAUUUCCAGAGACGUUGCACGAGAAAAACCCCACCAGGUCAACUUCCAAGAAAGUGCAGAGUAGGAUAAAUACAAAAGCCACAGACAAACGCGGUAAGAUUCGUUGACAAAUGAAGAAAUUGUUUGAGACUGAAAUAGUCACUCAUUGAAUGGCCACCAUCUUGAAAACUGAUCUGUAUGGUGAACUGGAACGACUGGAAACUGAGCCUGCGAUGCUCUAACGCAAACUCGAUUUCUAGUCGACGAAAACACCCCCAGAUAAUUAGGGAUUUAAGACACUUUAGCCAUGUUUCUUUUGAGCUUGACUGCCGAGGAAAUUGGUGGAAUGACAUUCUGGAUUUUUCAUGCUGUUGCUUUUACAAAGCGGUACACAACAUGUUGUUCGUUCUUUCUUUUUUAACACAGUUUCAUUUGUAGUCUAUCUUUUCUUGCGAAAAACAAACACCAAAGGCAAAACACGAAGGAAAAGCAGUCAAAGUCAACAAAUUGCGAGGAGCGACAGCGAGCGUCCAGUAAUAUACGAACAAAUAUUUCUCCUUGUAAAUUCUUCAACAACAGCCAAUAGUACUUAAAAGUACUUUUUAAUAGUUGAAAUCUUUGAAAAUGAAAAAGCCGAUACUUUGAACGGAUAGUUUUCGCGCCAAACGUCCUCAAUGUUUUGGUUUGUAAAUGAAACACUUGUCUUGAUCAAACAUGUGUUGUUUUUGUAACCUGACUUGUUGUGAAAAUAUUUUUGCCUCCACUCUCUGGAACUAUUAACUGCGACUCAAUCGCAGAACUGCAUGUUGAUGUGAUGAACAAGUGUGUCUUACUUAUUUUACACAAAUUUUAGCGAUGUACUCACUGACCUUUAAAACGUGUGAAAAGUCAAAAUUUGUGUUGGUUCAUGUCCGAUCGAACCAUCAUGUUUGCGUUCGGCCGGUCCGAUCGUCAUGUUAUAUAUCUCAAAACCAAUGAAUCUAGACAUCCCAUGUUAGACUACAGACAAAAACAAACCUCACAGAAUCUCUAAAAGCUUUUAUUGAAAACUAAACGAAAAUAUUGCUCGUGUAAAUUUCACUUAUUGACCACGCACGCAUAUGCAAAGGAAACAGCCGCCAUCAUGCAAAAUUCUGUUGUGGUAGCUAAACUACCAUGACGCUUUGCGUUAUUGCAAGUUACGAAUUGGUACAAUAAUUUCAUUUUUGGUGGCAUUAGCGGCAAUUGCCGUUUGCAGCCGAAAAUUGCAAGGUCUGGAUAGAAGACUUCACUUACCAUGGGACACGUUUAUCAAUUUACAUAUGCAUCUUUUUCAGACUGCACUACCAUGCCAUUUCUCAAAUUAAGUGCACGAUGUUUACCUGCCUUUUUACGAAUAUAAAAGUCUUAUUUUUUGCAGAUGAACUAUUAGCAGCAGGCGAAGGUGGUACAUUUGAUUUUAUUUAUAUUGAUGCGGAUAAAGAGAAUUAUGAUACUUACUAUGAGAAAGGAUUGCAGUUGCUCAGACCAGGAGGCGUUAUUGCAAUUGAUAAUGUAAGUAAACUAUCUCGGAUUAACAAAGACUGCAUGUUGCCAGAGGCGUAGCCACGGGGCAAGGGGGGGGGGUUCCAAUUUUGUAACUCUUUCAAAACUGAAAAGAAACUGGGGGGAACGUAUAACCUUAAUUGUUUUCAUUUAUGAGAAAAUAUACUAAAUCUGCGGCUUUCAGAUUAACAUAAGAUGUGUAUAAAAUGCAUGAAAUGAUUCUGUGGCGGCACAGUUGUAAUGUCGUCACCAUGUUCCUACUGAAAAUAUUCAAAAUGGCGGACGUUCAGGGGUUAAAUGCUUCUCAUAAACGCACUGGCUAGGAACACCGAUAGUUUAUUUUGAUGAUGAAUCAUGGCGUGGAAGCGGUUUUUUGGCUCGUAGACAAAUUUUUUGUUCUCACCACGUUAGGGCGGUAAAAUGUUAUCUACAGUCAGGGGUGUAACCAGUCCCAAAAGAGUGGGGGAGGGGGUCUAAUCAUCCGGACAUCCAGGGCAUGGUCCCCCAGAAAUAAUAUCUACUUUUAGGCAAAACCUAGAAGUCGGCUUUCUGUAAGGUCUCUAUUCUGUGUGAUUGUACCACCAUUAUUUUUGCCAGCCAAAAACGUAGAGUUCGUGACGUAAUAUUUCCGCCUGACUUGAAGAUCUGAAUGUGAUUGAUAACAAUAUAAUUUUUAUUAAGGUGUUGUGGGGUGGCCGGGUAACGAAGGAAGAAAAGGAUGAAGACACUACCAGUAUUCAUAAUCUGAAUCAAAAGAUUCAUAAAGACGAGCGAGUUGAUAACAGUCUUCUUCCUCUUGCUGAUGGACUGAACUUGGUCAGAAAGAUUUGAACAUUAUCACAUAAUACUAAAAAUGGAUUAUAGUCAUUUUGAUCAUAUUUCAUUUCGGAGAGUGCGUCUUGUAUUAACUUGAAGCUAAAGCAGACAUGAUUUGAAAAUCCAUAUCAUUUUGUUAUAAACAAGAAAUAAUUGAUGAUUUUUUAUGAUUUAUUUUUAAAAAUUUAGACUUUGCAACCACAAGGUUGAAAUACAUCUAUCAUUUACAUUCUAUCACAUUGACUAUUAUACAAGUAAUUAACAAUCUAGAUCCUGUUAACUGAUUAUUAGUUAAAAAGAAUAGUUAUGUAAUAAACGAAUGCAAUACUUCAAUUGUAAUGAGAC